CACAUCCCGGGCCCCGAGAACCUCCGUCCCUUCACCCCCGCCUCGCUGGCUGCCAUCCAGGAGCGCAUCGCCCAGGCUGAGGCGCUCAGGAUAAAGCGCCAGCACGUGGAGCUGCCCGAGGAAGAGGAGAUCAAGCCCAGCAGCGACCUGGAAGCUGGCAAAAAUCUGCCCCUCAUCUACGGCGACCCACCGCCGGAGCUCAUUGGGACCCCCCUGGAGGACCUGGAUCCUUUCUACAAGGAUAAGAAGACAUUCAUAGUCCUCAACAAAGGGAAGGCCAUCUUCCGCUUCUCAGCAACCCCUGCCCUCUACAUGCUGGGGCCCUUCCACCCCAUCCGCAGAGGAGCCAUCAAAGUGCUUAUCCAUUCAUAUCCUUGCCCUUCGCAACGUUUUAAAUUAUUCAGCAUGUUCAUCAUGAUCACAAUUUUAACCAACUGCGUGUUUAUGACGCUGAGCAACCCCCCGGCGUGGUCCAAGAACGUGGAAUACACUUUCACUGGGAUUUACACCUUUGAGUCCCUCAUCAAGGUACUGUCGAGAGGAUUCUGCAUCGACGACUUCACAUUCCUGCGUGACCCGUGGAACUGGCUGGACUUCAUGGUCAUCUCCAUGGCCUACAUUACCGAGUUCGUGGACCUGGGGAACAUCUCUGCUCUCAGGACCUUCCGUGUCCUCCGUGCCUUGAAAACCAUCACGGUGAUACCAGGGCUGAAGACAAUCGUCGGGGCUCUGAUCCAGUCAGUGAAGAAGCUCUCAGAUGUCAUGAUCCUCACCGUCUUCUGCCUGAGUGUGUUCGCCCUCAUUGGUCUCCAGCUCUUCAUGGGGAACCUCCGGCAGAAGUGUGUGCGGUGGCCGCCCUUCAACGGCACCUUCCUGGAGGACUUGGAGCUGGACGACGACAUGUUGGCCAACGCAACGUUCUAUGGCAACUUCACUGAUGGCAUCCUCAACGACUUCAGCUUCACUGAUGGCUUCCUCAGCAACUUCACCGAUGGCUUCGCCAGCAACUUCACCGGCAACUUCACCGAUGGCUUCGCCAGCAACUUCACCAGCAACUUCACCAGCAACAACACCUUUGAUUUCGAGGCCUACAUCAAUGAUGAAGCCAAUUUCUACUUUCUGGAGGGAGCUCUUGAUGCCCUGCUCUGUGGGAACAGCAGCGAUGCCGGGAAGUGCCCCGAAGGGUACCAGUGCAUGAAGGCAGGGAGGAACCCCAACUACGGCUACACCAGCUACGACACCUUCAGCUGGGCUUUCCUGGCCCUCUUCCGCCUCAUGACGCAGGACUUCUGGGAGAACCUCUUCCAGCUGACUCUGCGUGCGGCAGGGAAGACGUACAUGAUCUUCUUCGUGGUGGUUAUAUUUCUUGGCUCCUUCUACCUCAUCAACCUCAUCCUCGCGGUGGUGGCCAUGGCUUACGCGGAACAAAACGAUGCCACGAUGCUGGAGGAGCAGCAGAAGGAGGAGGAAUUUCAGCAGCUCAUGGAGCAGCUGAAGAAGCAGCAAGAGGAGCAAGAGAAAAUGUUGCAGGAGCAUCGAUCCAGCAGCAGUUCCCUGCCCAGCAGCGUGGCUGAGAAGGAGCCUGACUCUGACCCCAACAGCGACCAGGACAAGGCCAAGGACUGCAACGGGCAGGUGGUCCCCAGGAUCAAGCUGGAGCGCUCUGCGACGGUGACCGACUUCAACCCAAUCUACGAGCCGGAGAAAUCGGACCACAACCACCUCACUGUGGGCAACCAAGAUGGGCCAGGCCUCGAGAAGAGGGUGGGGAGUGCCAUCAGUGUCAUCUCCAACGCCGUGGAAGAGCUGGAGGAAGCUCACCAGAAGUGCCCGCCCUGGUGGUACAAAUUUGCCCACACGUUCCUAGUCUGGAACUGUUGUCUUCCAUGGGUUAAGCUGAAGGAGUUUGUCAAGCUGGUAGUGAUGGACCCCUUCGUGGACCUGGGCAUCACCAUCUGCAUUGUGCUCAACACAGUCUUCAUGGCCAUGGAGCAUUACCCCAUGACAGAAGAAUUUGAGAACGUACUGACCGUGGGGAACCUGGUUUUUACAGGGAUCUUCACGGCAGAGAUGGUGCUGAAGCUCAUCGCUCUGGACCCCUACGAGUAUUUCCAGCAGGGCUGGAACAUCUUUGACAGCAUCAUUGUCACCCUGAGCCUGGUGGAGCUGGGCCUGGCCAACGUCCAAGGGCUCUCAGUGCUCCGCUCCUUCCGCUUGCUGAGGGUUUUCAAGCUCGCCAAGUCCUGGCCCACCCUCAACAUGCUUAUCAAGAUCAUUGGCAACUCGGUGGGUGCUCUGGGGAACCUCACGCUGGUGCUGGCCAUCAUCGUCUUCAUCUUCGCCGUGGUGGGGAUGCAGCUCUUUGGGAAGAGCUACAUAGAGUGUGUGUGCAAGAUCUCCCUCGACUGCACCCUGCCCCGCUGGCACAUGCACGACUUCUUCCACUCCUUCCUCAUCGUCUUCCGCAUCCUCUGUGGGGAGUGGAUUGAGACCAUGUGGGACUGCAUGGAGGUGGCCGGCCAGACCAUGUGCCUCAUCGUCUUCAUGAUGGUCAUGGUCAUCGGGAACCUCGUGGUGCUGAACCUGUUCUUAGCCCUGCUGCUGAGCUCCUUCAGCGCCGACAGCCUGGCAGCCUCCGACGACGACGGGGAGAUGAACAAUUUGCAGAUUGCUAUUGGCAGGAUCACCAGGGGCAUCGACUUUGUAAAGACCUCUCUCCUCACGCUGCUCCGCGGGCUGUGGAAGGGGAAGAAGGUGGCUCCAGAGGAAGAGCAAGAACCCAACAAGAGAGACAACUCUGUGCUCAACCACGUGGACACUGGCCAGGAGACCAAGUCGGAGUACCUGGAUGGAGUCACUGGCAAAGAGCAUUUUUUAAUGGAUGAACUGGACCACAUGAACUUCAUCAACAACCCCAACCUGACGGUGCAGGUCCCCAUCGCCUCGGAGGAGUCUGACCUCUACGAGGAGACCAGCACCCAGUCUGACACAGAAGAUGCCAAGAAUCCCCUCUCCAGUGACAACGCCUCGUCCUUGUGCAGCACGGUGGACUACAAACCCCCCCAGCCCGAGGAGGAGGAGGUGGCAGAAGAGGCUGAGGAGAGCAACGAGCCCGAGGAGUGCUUCACUGAAGCCUGCGUGAAGAGGUUUCCUUGCCUCUACGUGGACAUCAGCAGUGACAGAGGGAGGAUAUGGUGGAACGUCCGGAAAACCUGCUUCCGCAUCGUGGAGCACGACUGGUUCGAGACCUUCAUCGUCUUCAUGAUCCUCCUCAGCAGUGGGGCGCUGGCUUUUGAGGACAUCUACAUUGAACAACGCAAGGUGAUCCGCACCAUCCUGGAGUACGCCGACAAGGUCUUCUCCUACAUCUUUGUCAUUGAGAUGCUGCUGAAGUGGGUGGCCUAUGGCUUCAAGGUGUACUUCACCAACGCGUGGUGCUGGCUGGAUUUCCUCAUUGUUGAUGUCUCCAUUAUCAGCCUGACAGCAAACUGGAUGGGAUACUCGGAGCUGGGAGCCAUCAAGUCCCUGAGGACGCUGAGGGCUCUGAGGCCACUGCGUGCCCUCUCCAGAUUCGAAGGCAUGAGGGUGGUGGUGAACGCCUUGCUGGGUGCCAUCCCCUCCAUCAUGAACGUCCUGCUGGUCUGCCUCAUCUUCUGGCUGAUCUUCAGCAUUAUGGGGGUGAACCUCUUUGCGGGGAAGUACUACAGGUGUGUCAACACCACCACGGGGGAGCUCUUCGACGUCAGCUCAGUGAACAACAAGAGCGACUGCAUGGCCCUCCUCUACACCAACGAGGUCAGAUGGGUCAACGUCAAGGUCAACUUCGACAACGUGGGCUUGGGCUACCUCUCCUUGCUGCAGGUGGCGACCUUCAAAGGCUGGAUGGACAUCAUGUAUGCUGCUGUGGACUCGCGUGAGAUUGAAGAGCAGCCAGUGUAUGAGAUCAACCUCUACAUGUACAUCUACUUUGUCAUCUUCAUCAUCUUUGGCGCCUUCUUCACCCUGAACCUCUUCAUUGGUGUCAUCAUCGACAACUUCAACCAGCAGAAGAAAAAGUUUGGAGGCAAAGACAUCUUCAUGACAGAAGAGCAGAAGAAAUACUAUAAUGCUAUGAAGAAGCUUGGCUCCAAGAAACCCCAGAAGCCCAUCCCCAGGCCAUCGAACAAGUUCCAAGGGAUGGUGUUUGACUUCGUUACCAAGCAAGUGUUUGACAUAACCAUCAUGAUCCUGAUUUGCCUCAACAUGGUGACCAUGAUGGUUGAAACAGAUGACCAAAGUGAACUCAAAACGUCUGUCCUCUACAAGAUAAACUUGGUCUUUAUUGUCAUCUUCACCGGAGAGUGUGUGCUCAAGAUGUUCGCCUUGCGUUACUACUACUUCACCAUUGGCUGGAACAUCUUUGACUUUGUGGUGGUCAUCCUCUCCAUCUUAGGUAUCGUCCUCUCAGACAUCAUAGAGAAGUACUUUGUAUCACCCACCCUCUUCAGGGUCAUCAGGCUGGCAAGGAUUGGCCGCGUCCUGCGGCUGAUCCGAGGUGCAAAAGGCAUCAGGACUCUCCUCUUUGCUCUGAUGAUGUCCCUGCCUGCCCUGUUCAACAUCGGCCUCCUGCUCUUCCUCGUCAUGUUCAUCUACUCCAUCUUCGGGAUGUCCAACUUCGCCUACGUAAAGAAGGAGGCGGGGAUCGAUGACAUCUUCAACUUUGAAACUUUUGGGAACAGCAUCAUCUGCCUCUUCCAGAUCACCACAUCAGCUGGAUGGGAUGGUCUCCUCAGCCCGAUCCUGAACAGUGGUCCCCCCGACUGCGACCCCGACCUGGAAAACCCUGGCAGUUCGGUGAAGGGGGACUGUGGCAAUCCAUCCAUAGGCAUCUUCUUCUUCUGCAGCUACAUCAUCAUUUCCUUUCUCAUUGUGGUGAACAUGUACAUCGCCAUCAUCCUGGAGAACUUCAACGUGGCCACGGAGGAGAGCAGCGAGCCCCUCUGCGAAGAUGAUUUUGAAAUGUUUUAUGAAACCUGGGAGAAGUUUGACCCGGAUGCCACCCAGUUCAUUGCGUACAGCACCUUGUCCGACUUUGUAGACACCUUACAGGAGCCGCUCAAAAUUCCCAAGCCCAACAAGAUCAAGCUAAUCACCAUGGAUCUCCCAAUGGUCGCCGGAGACAAAAUCCACUGUCUGGAUAUCCUCUUUGCCCUGACGAAGGAAGUGCUGGGAGACUCGGGAGAGAUGGAUGCCUUGAAGGCCACCAUGGAGGAGAAGUUCAUGGCCGCAAACCCCUCGAAGGUUUCCUAUGAACCCAUCACCACCACUCUGAAAAGGAAACACGAGGAAGUCUGCGCGACGAAAAUCCAGAGGGCUUUCCGGAGGUACCUGCUGCGGCGCUCGGUGAAGCAGGCGUCCUACAUGUACAGGCACGGGAAGGACGAGGACGCCCUGAGAGAGGGGGCGCCCGAGAAGGAAGGUCUCCUUGCCACCAAAAUGCACGAGAUGUAUGGGAACAGUGGGACGGACGUGGAGACAGCCCCUGCCAUUGGUCUCACACCCGUUCCCAGCUCAGAGACGCGAGAUGCUCCCGGCGAGGCGAAAGCUUGGGAGAAGGAACGCGUGGUGAAAGAGUCGCUGGUGUAA
This is a messenger RNA of Merops nubicus (carmine bee-eater), 5625 nucleotides long. RefSeq names its product sodium channel, voltage-gated, type IV, alpha subunit (gene SCN4A). The coding region runs from base 313 to 5625 and encodes 1770 amino acids. The record is from RefSeq and is a predicted model, not a curated record. Gene Ontology annotation, biological process: sodium ion transmembrane transport; membrane depolarization during action potential; neuronal action potential. The transcript has 25 exons. Gene Ontology annotation, molecular function: voltage-gated sodium channel activity; protein binding. NCBI's taxonomy places the organism in Eukaryota, Metazoa, Chordata, Aves, Coraciiformes, Meropidae. Gene Ontology annotation, cellular component: axon; plasma membrane; voltage-gated sodium channel complex.